Molecule: messenger RNA, 198 nt
Organism: Entrophospora candida
Lineage: Eukaryota; Fungi; Glomeromycota; Glomeromycetes; Entrophosporales; Entrophosporaceae
Source: the annotation of a GenBank genome assembly
CAAGUCUUAGAAAUGAAGGUGCUUUCAAUUCAUUGAUUAAAACUAGACAUGUUGUUCAGCAAAUGGACCUUGGUAGAGCAAUAUUAAAUGCACAAGGAUGUGGAGAGGCAAACACAGCUGAUUCAUCACAAUGGGUAAAAAUAGAUGGUAAAAAAUUAAUGUUAUUGGGCGAAAAAGGCUUUGAAAAACUUUAUUUUA